Arachis duranensis is the source of this 1416-nucleotide messenger RNA. RefSeq lists its product as uncharacterized. NCBI's taxonomy places the organism in Eukaryota, Viridiplantae, Streptophyta, Magnoliopsida, Fabales, Fabaceae. Gene Ontology annotation, molecular function: nucleic acid binding; zinc ion binding. The record is from RefSeq and is a predicted model, not a curated record. The transcript has 4 exons. The coding region runs from base 1 to 1416 and encodes 471 amino acids.
AUGGAAUUCGGUUCUAGGGAAGCUGUUAUUAAGGCGAUGAAGGAGUAUAACAUUCGAAGAAGUGUAGACUACCGGGUAUAUAAGUCGGAGCCGUUGACAUUUUAUGCGAAGUGUACACAGUAUGGGUCUGGGUGUGAUUGGCUUAUCAGGGUUAGCAUGAUCAGCAGAAAGCGUUGUUGGGUUAUACGGAGGUAUAACGGUAGUCACACUUGUACCAGAUCCACCAUUUCUCAGGAUCAUUCGAAGUUGGAUUCAAACACAAUUGCAGAAGCAAUAAAGCCGUUGGUUGAGGCUGACCCAUCACUAAAGGUAAAAUCAGUUAUUGCAGAAGUGCAAUCGAAGUUCAACUACACUGUCAGUUAUCGGAAAGCAUGGUUGGCUAAGCAGAAGGUCGUAGAAAAAAUAUUUGGAGGUUGGGAAGCAUCGUACGAAGCGUUGCCUAUAUGGUUUGAGGCUAUGUGUCAUAAGGAGCCAUCCGCUGUCGUCCAUUUUGAGACUAUGCCUACAUAUCAAGGUGAUGACUUGGUGAGUGAUAUCCGGGUAUUGCAUCGAGUCUUUUGGAGUUAUUACCCAUGCAUUAGAGCAUUCAGGCAUUGUAAGCCAGUUGUGCAGGUGGAUGGGACCCACUUGUACGGAAAGUAUAAGGGUUGUCUAUUAGUGGCAGUUUCACAAGACGGCAACAACAACAUUGCCCAAUUGCUUUUGCUAUUGUCGAGGGAGAGACUUCUGAUGCGUGGCACUUCUUUCUCAGUAACCUACGACAACAUGCAUAUUGAGUCAAACUUUCUGAGAAAAUUCAAGGCACCGUACUUGCAGAAACUUGUGGUUAAUAUAGGAUAUUCCCGGACGGUGCGCGAGUACGAAGUGCGUUAUCAGCGUCUACGAGAACGGGGUGAGGCUUACACCAACUGGUUAAACCGAAUCCCCCGGGAACAGUAUACAUUGGCAAUCGACGGUGGUUACCGAUGGGGUCACAUGAUGACAAACCUAGUCGAAUGUAUUAACUCUGUGCUGAAGGGUGCACGCAAUCUUCUUGAAGUGCGAGAGAUGCCUAGUGGAUUGGAGUAUGCAGUCGACCUCCGUCGGCAUCAAUGUGACUGUGGAGAGUUUCAGGUGGACCGGAUUCCGUGUCGACAUGUGUUUGCAUGUUGUGCAAAUCAACGACUGGACUGGCAACUGUUUAGGCCACUGGGAAAUCCUUCUACGUGGCCUGCUUACAACGGGCCACGAUUCGUACCCACUCCAUUCCUAAGACGCGUUGGCAAAGGUCGCCCCAAGAUGACUCGCUUCUUGAACGAGAUGGACACGCGAAUGUUGCGUCCUCCACGGAGAUGCAGGCAAUGUGGUGCUGAGGGACAUAGUCGUAAUAGAUGUCGUCGGUCAUCUGGUGCACCUGCCGAUCCUAAUGCUCAGUAG